Molecule: messenger RNA, 630 nt
Organism: Notothenia coriiceps (black rockcod)
Lineage: Eukaryota; Metazoa; Chordata; Actinopteri; Perciformes; Nototheniidae
Product: synaptotagmin-like protein 2
Exons: 3
Coding region: 1-441 (146 amino acids)
Biological process (GO): exocytosis
Cellular component (GO): exocytic vesicle; plasma membrane
Molecular function (GO): neurexin family protein binding
Source: RefSeq, a predicted model, not a curated record
AUGAUCCGGGUUCACCUUUGCGUUGGUUUUGCCUGUGGGCGUGCCAACCUGUGCGAAUUUCGCUCCGAGGCACGUGUCACCUUGCGUACCGUGCUUCCUGACAUGAGCCGAAAAAUCAGUCAGAAGACGCGUGUGGUGAAGCGGACGGCCAACCCCAUGUUCAACCACACCAUGGUGUACGAUGGCUUCCGGCCAGAGGACCUCAGGGAGGCCUGCGUGGAGAUCACAGUGUGGGACCACGACCGCCUCAACAACCACCACAUCGGUGGUCUGAGGCUGGGGUUAGGCACAGGGAAGAGUUACGGGACGGAGGUGCUUUGGAUGGAUUCAACGCCAGAUGAAGCAGAUUUAUGGCAGAGGAUGUUACAAUCUGAUGGUGAAUGGGUGGAGGAUGUUUUACCUCUGAGGAAGUUGGUGAUGGCAAAAAGCAUGUCAAAGUGAGAUUGUAUAAAAUGUGUUGAUAAAUGUGAUGAAACGUUACGAGAGCAUAGCAUAUGGAUGGAUCUACAACAGUCUGUCUGAUGGGUAUCAUAUCUGUAUAACUGAUGAUCAUCGUGUGGUACUUUGGUUUUUAGUAGGGGUGCACCGAAUGGGAAAUUCUUGGCCGAAACCGAUACCGAAAAUAGGAAA